AUGGGCGACAAAUCAAGAGGGCAAGUCUUUGACAACAAGGGGUGGGGACGAGUUCUUUGUUCGACCUUGUACGCAUCCGACAAGUGGGCAAUUUGUGAGACAAAGCGCUGUCAGAUUGAAGAGGCUGGCAGCCAGAAUGUGGAGUAUUUCAGUGCUCAGCCACGCGAUGCCCGUCCUCGAGAGGGUGCACAAAGCAAUGAGACAGACAGCAACAAGAAUGCGGUUUCAUUCAGUGAAAAAGAGCCAAGCCCCCAGCUUCAGACUCCAACCCCUGACGACACUCUUGGCCAAGUUGCCCUUCAUGUUCAGGGCCAGCAGCACCUUGUCCUGCGCCAGUUGCCGUCGGUUUCAUCGCUGGGCGUGCAGGAAGCCGAACACCUUCUAGACCCGCCACCGCCCCUCGUUCAGAAGCUUGCCCAGAAUCAUAGUUCCUCUCAGGUUUCACUCCCGUCCGACUUGGGCGACUCCCAGCCGCGUCACCUUGGCGGAAGAAUUCGGCUUCGUGGGAGAAACCACUCUGAAAGCCCUUUGGCACUGCACGAGGCUAUUCAAAUCCAACCUCCUCCGGCCAGUCGCAACCCUCGUCCAUCUUCCAUUGCGACCCCAAAACUCCUGUCGCCUCUUUCUCCACAGCAUGACUGGUCCCGCCGGCCAGAACAGAUCUCCUCGUCGCGGGACCCCGCAUCCCACAGAAUCUCUUCCUCGCCCAUGGAGAAGCUGAAGAACGUCGGUCGAUUUCGCCGGAUCUCGAUGGGUUCCAAUCAACGCGAUUUUAAGGCUGGGCAGUCUCCAAAGAAGCCCUUCAGACUCACCGGCCUUUUCAGCCGCACCCACAAGAAGUCUGGCCCACCGGAGCAAAUUGAGCGCUCAUCAGACAAUAGGAGUUCAAUACCACCCCUCGCACCGCUCUCUCCUCGGCCGGAUUCCAGAAUAGCAAGCUCUUCCAUUUCGUCCUUUGACAAUAACGAAAGACCCGUGUCUCUUCCAGACGGUCGUGACGCACUGAAUAAUAGCCGCCGCCCACCGCCAGAAGGAUACUUUGCGCAUGAGUCGCCGGAAUCCUUCUCCGUCACUCAGCCCCAUCAUCAACACCUUCGUAGUGCAACAAGCUCAGACCGCAUGAGGUUGAGUGACCCGUCACCUCUUGACCCCGGACGGCUUUCGCCUCAUCAUUCCCCACCAUAUCAUUCACCUCAAACUCCACGACGCCAACAGCAUGUUUCUUCCCCGCGGCUCAGUUCCUCCAUCCCUUCGCCGGUUCCCCACACGCCACCAUCUCGUGGCCGCUCAGAGGACCGCACUUAUGCCCAAGACCUCCACCUCCGCUCCCGUAGUCCCAAGGCGUUCGCGCCACGACCCGAGGAACGGAAUCUACCCAAGCACGAUCCGACAGACCCGGCCUUUCGAUUGGGUGCCUUCCGAUCGUCGAACCCUCGCACAAGUCGCGUCGGCGACCAGGAAUUGCCCUGGAAAAUCACGAUUCCGGGUGAGGACGAGGCCACGAUAGACCCAUCGGCUUCCUGGCGCCAGGAAACAGUUGGUGUCCUCAAUGAUACCCGAUUACCUACCUACCAAGAAGACGUACAAGAGCACGGUCCUUCCCAACAACCGGAAGAUGAGAAACGAGGACCGCCUCUUCCUGAUCCACCCACCAAUACAGUCAAUGCGCCCCAAUUGCAACUGCCAAACCAUGCCUCUCCCGAACAUCCACACCGGCCUCCGGCCCGCGCGAUCAAUUCCUUUGAGGCUGCGGUCGAACUCCCUGUGCGAGCGGACGACGACUCCAGCGAAGAAAUUAUGAUGUCCAGCACCGCAUAUCCAGGGCAAGAAUGGCGUCCUCUUGGAUUUUCGGAAUGGGAGCAUCAAUGA
Aspergillus calidoustus is the source of this 1869-nucleotide messenger RNA. The record is from the annotation of a GenBank genome assembly. NCBI's taxonomy places the organism in Eukaryota, Fungi, Ascomycota, Eurotiomycetes, Eurotiales, Aspergillaceae.